UGGGUACAGCCGGGAGAAGGUCAUUGACACCAACGCUCCAACGGAUGCCAAUACACAUUGUCAGAGACACCUCCAUUUCUCGAGCCCGAUUUUGAUCCACGACGUUCGUCUUCUCCCAGUAAUUGCAGGCUCCCCUUCUUAUUCGCGAGGAACGAGAACUCAACCGGAGCACUCGAAUUCAAAUCCUUACCCAUCUUGUCUGAAACCCAUGUCUUGACGUUGGCGCUCGACCGAAGGAAAAUGGCUUUGGCCAUUUUUUCUCAGACUGCCUCAUUGUGUGAAAAGGAGUUGGUGACCGUCGUGGAAAGAAGCUUUUUUCUGUAGAAAAUCGAGACCUCCGUGUUGUUGUCGAAUAGGGGCGAGAAAAAUGUUAUCGACAAGUUGAAGGUGAUUUCCCCCACGGUAGAUAUGAGAGACGAAGAGACGUCGUUAUCGAGAGACAGGGAUGCCGUGUGGACGUGGAUUUUGGCCUUGUGAAAUUCUCCGGUCUAGACCUCGUUGUUUUCAUAUGCGCCAUUGUUUUGGGGGGGAAUCCAUAUAGCCCCAAAAUCCAUGUCCACUCAGCAUCCCUGUCUCUCGAUGACGCCAUCUCUUCGUCUUGGAUAUCUAUCAUUGGGGAAAUCACUUUCAACGUGUCGAUAUCAUUUUUCUCACCUCUGUUCGACAAUAACACCGAGGUCUCGAUUUUUAACAGGAAAAAGCUCCUUUCCACGACGGUCACCGACUCUUUUCCUCACGAUGAGGCAGUCCGAGAAAAAAAUGGCGGAAGCCAUUUUCCCUCGGUCGAGCGCCAAUGUCAAGACAUGGGUUUCCGACAAAAUGGCUAAGGAUUUCAAUUCGAGUGCUCCAGUUGAGUCCUUGUUCCCCGCGAAUGCGAAGGGGAGCCUGCAAUUGCCGAGAGAAGACGAACGUCGUGGAUCAGAAUUGGGUUCGAAACGAACGUCGUGGAUCAGUAUUAAGGCUCGGUAUGACGAUCCACCGAAAAGAGAUUGGGGUGAUGAAGCAUAUUACAGCUAUUGUUGAGAGGUGGGACGGAGUUGAAGAACUACGGAGAUGUAUGAACAACAAUGAUUUACUGAAGAAGCCAGGGUGGAGCUGCGAUGAAACCGAAGGUUUGAUCCAUGGUUUUGCAUUUGGAGAUCAAUCACACCCUCAAAUGCUAGAAAUCUAUGAACCCAGCCUUGAAUGUCAUAUGUAGGAAUGAAAUUGUUCUGUUUCCUUUUGAAAUUGCCUCGAGGCCCAAAUUUUUUGUUCAAGAUUUGUCUCAUAUACAAAUAAAUUUGGGCUAACACAAGAACCAAUGACUUCUGGAGUUUUUUUUGUUGAUCCAAAAUUAUGGAUUCACAUUUAGAUUUUACAUUUUUGAACAUGUUGACAUGGAAUUCAACAGUUCAUUACAUCAAAAAAGAAUAAAUUGAAUGCUCUCGAGUAGCAAUUCAAAUUGCGCCUGAGGCAUAUUACAAGAAGAGAGAAUAUGUGGAUGCGCCCGGGCGCAACUUAAAUAAGCCUGGGGAGCGCUCAAAUUGUGCCUGAGGCACAUGUGAUGCUGCAAAUAUUUUUAAUUUGUCUUUUUACCUCACUUUUUCUUGUUCGAAUUGGCAGGAAACUAAAAAAAAGGCAAUCCUUUAAACAUUAUAAGGAUUGUUAAAGCAUAAGAGAGACACAAGAAUCCCGUACAAAGUAUUUUCAGCUUUUAGGAGAAUGGAAAUCGUUUUCAAGGCAAAAAUUGCAUGGUUUUGCUACUGAAAAUGGACUUUAUCACAGUGUUCUCCAAACUUCAUUCCUUGGAUUUUUAUGCAAAGUGCGGGUACACGGAUAGAGCAGAUCAAA
Molecule: messenger RNA, 1830 nt
Organism: Rhododendron vialii
Lineage: Eukaryota; Viridiplantae; Streptophyta; Magnoliopsida; Ericales; Ericaceae
Product: pentatricopeptide repeat-containing protein At5g06540-like
Exons: 2
Coding region: 794-1198 (134 amino acids)
Source: RefSeq, a predicted model, not a curated record